AUGCAUCAGCACUUAAACAGUCACCACGAAAGAAGUUGUAGAAAUGGAAAGAUCGGUAAGCAGAAAAUUAUAUAUUUUUCGUUAAAUUCUUAA
This is a messenger RNA of Caenorhabditis briggsae, 93 nucleotides long. The transcript has a single exon. NCBI's taxonomy places the organism in Eukaryota, Metazoa, Nematoda, Chromadorea, Rhabditida, Rhabditidae. The coding region runs from base 1 to 93 and encodes 30 amino acids. The record is from RefSeq and is a predicted model, not a curated record.